CUGGGGCAACACCAUGCCAAUCCAGCUCAUCGCCUCGAGAUUGUCCGAGUUCACCAAUGGGAUUGCGUUCAAAGACCUGCCCGCCACGUUUCGCCAAUCCGCAGAAUUGGCUCUCGAACUGGGCGUCAAAUACAUCUGGAUCGACUCCCUAUGCAUCAUCCAAGACUCUGCGUCCGACUGGCUCCACGAAGCACAGCGCAUGGCUUCCGUAUACGCCUUUUCCCAUCUCACAAUUGCAGCUUCAGCUUCGAAAAACCCUACGACGGGAUUAUCGCCAGGCCCUCGGCCUCGCACCGUCAUUGUCCGCCCGUCCUGGAAAGGCUUCAUCCAGGAAUGGGGGUUGCAGCCUGGCCAGACGCUCCGCAUCACCAACCCGUGGUAUGAAGAAUUCAAAAACACCAUUGUUUCGGCUCCUCUCAACCGCCGCGGGUGGACGUAUCAGGAGUACGCGCUGGCUCCUCGUGUGCUGCACUGCACGGACGGCGAAUGGUGGUGG
Molecule: messenger RNA, 496 nt
Organism: Trichoderma atroviride IMI 206040
Lineage: Eukaryota; Fungi; Ascomycota; Sordariomycetes; Hypocreales; Hypocreaceae
Source: RefSeq, a predicted model, not a curated record